AUGCGAUCAGCGAGAGCUGUCGUUGGUGACAGCUGGGCGCAUCGGGCCAGCGCAAUGUCCCCAGCACGGAUUUCUGUGGUAGCACCGGUCUCACCUGUCCCACGCAGCAUCACCUCUCUCAAGCGUUGGUCGGUUGGGAACAAGCUCAAGCUCCCAGAUGUAUCCUCAGUGAAGAUAAUCCAUGUCUAUGACUUUGACAAUACCCUUUUCAAAUCUCCCCUUCCCAACCCGAAGCUAUGGCACACUUCUACCAUUGGCCAUCUCACGUCGGCAACUAGUUUUUCAGAUGGAGGCUGGUGGCAGAAUCCCAGAAUGCUCUCAGCUGCUGGUGAAGGUAUUGAGCGCGAAGAGGCCAGAGGAUGGAAAGGUUGGUGGAUCGAGGAAAUUCUCGAAUUGGUCAAACUCAGCAUUGAGCAAAAGGACGUCCUCACAAUUCUCCUCACUGGACGGUGUGAAGCUGACUUUUCCGACAUUGUCAAUCGGAUGGUGAGAAGUCAAAAGCUGGAUUUUGACAUGGUAGUUCUCAAACCUGAAGUUGGCCCUAAUAAUGAACGUUUUCGAUCGACAAUGAACUUCAAGCAGCAAUUUCUAGACGAAGUUCUUCUCACCUACGAUGCGGCCGACGAAAUCCGAAUUUAUGAGGACCGCCCUAACCACACGAAAGAAUUUAGUGAAUACCUGGAAAGUCGAAAUCUGAAGUUCAAAAACUCCGGCAGAAAAGCGUUUAGCGGCGAAGUCGUUCAGGUGCCAGAAGAAGCACACUACCUCGAUCCUGUGACUGAAGCUGCUGAGGUACAGCGUAUGAUCAAUAAUCAUAAUAUGGCUCUUCGUAUGGAUGGAGGCACCCUCAGAACCCCAUUUCGCGGAAACAUUCACAUGGAGUCCAAAUUCUUUUUUUAUGGAUAUAUGAUCUCUCAUGAGGAUACACUGAGGAUCAUCAAAGAACUUGUGAUCCCAAUGAUGGACGGGCAUUCUUCGAACGAUUUUAAACUUAUGGCCGACGUCAUAUUGAUUUCAUAUGAGCCCGAAAAGGCCACUUUGGAGCAGGCCGGAGGCUUGGGAAGAAAACUAACUUGGCAGAUCACAGACACAGCCAUCGUCGAUGAUUCGUCGUUCUUGGCCCGGGUAGCCCCAGUUCCAUCGACUGAGAACUACAAAGUCGAGAGUGAGGAGCCAAUUCUUGUUUUGGCACGUCACCGACACUGUCAGGCAGAUUAUUUCCGAAACAAACCUCAGAACUGGACACCUAUUCCAUCUGAAUUGCGCGAAAAACUGACCUUCCAAACCGUUGUUGGACAGAAAACCAUUGCACGUAUUGAAGAUGAGCGUCGCCAGAACCCGCGCUACAGCGGAAAUCAAAGUCGUCGCGGUGGUAACCGCCAUGAUUUCACUCAUAAUACAUCGAACACAACUGAUGAUCGCAUGGCGAAUGAGUCUCCUGAGACUCAUCUCAGUCAUCAUCGAUACCAUCCAUAUCAACAACGCCCGGCAGGGGAUUUCGAGGAUUCUUAUCGAGGUACCUCCCGUGGUCGUGGCCGGGGCCGUGGCCGCGGGCGUGGGCCUCGAGGACGGGCUAAUUCCUAUCGUGGCCGUGGUCGUGGCCGUGGAAACUUCGACAGCGGUUCGAUCAACUACUAG
Messenger RNA from Penicillium taxi, 1638 nucleotides. Its product is annotated as rRNA 2'-O-methyltransferase fibrillarin-like protein. The record is from RefSeq and is a predicted model, not a curated record. Gene Ontology annotation, cellular component: box C/D methylation guide snoRNP complex; small-subunit processome. Lineage: Eukaryota; Fungi; Ascomycota; Eurotiomycetes; Eurotiales; Aspergillaceae. Gene Ontology annotation, biological process: box C/D sno(s)RNA 3'-end processing; rRNA methylation. The transcript is spliced from 5 exons. Gene Ontology annotation, molecular function: histone H2AQ104 methyltransferase activity; RNA binding; rRNA methyltransferase activity. The coding region runs from base 1 to 1638 and encodes 545 amino acids.